Molecule: messenger RNA, 678 nt
Organism: Sphaeroforma arctica JP610
Lineage: Eukaryota; Ichthyosporea; Ichthyophonida
Exons: 1
Coding region: 22-474 (150 amino acids)
Source: RefSeq, a predicted model, not a curated record
CGCAGCAGCCGCCACACGCACAUGCACACGCACACGCACACACAGACACACGCACAUACACAUGAGGAGGGUGCGCCAGGCAUGGGUACAAGCACAGCCACAGCCACAGCCACAGCCACAGGGAUACGGCACAAGACGUCUACGCGCACCUCCAGUCGAGACACGUCUAGUAGACCCUCCAGCGGCCUCAGUAUGAAGAGCAGCGGUGUACGGGAUGGCAGGCGGUUUACCACUAGAACGCCUAACACACCCGGCACACCGGAUUUAACGGACUUAGAGCUUUAUCCAGAACUCAAAGCGGUGGCGCGCAAAGUGAGUGCGCUCAAGCACACGCCGUGGGUGGAGGGGAAGGAGUGUAUGGCGUGUGAGGCGGAGAGACUGCGGAAGACGCAGCGCAAGACAAAGGAUGGCAGCUACAGCCGAGGGUCACGCGAAAGGUACACUUCGGCCUAUCGGAAGAAGGCGGUGGUCUGAGAGGGGUUAUAUUCGGUUUUAGGGUUUUUGGAAACCCUAUGCCAGCUGGCAACUGUGCCGAUUUCAGGUUGAACCACAACAGAUGUGCGUUUACAGGGAUAGAGUGUGCUGGGCGAAUGAUGGGGGGAAGGUAUAGACAGAACGAAACAACCAGAGACCGACUGAAAACUCUACCGCGAUAAAUGUAUAAGGCGAGAGUGGUGG